This is a messenger RNA of Linum trigynum, 3828 nucleotides long. The record is from the annotation of a GenBank genome assembly. Lineage: Eukaryota; Viridiplantae; Streptophyta; Magnoliopsida; Malpighiales; Linaceae.
AACCCUAUCACCAUCACAACUCCAAAUUCUCCUCCACAAAAAAAAAACCCUCACACCCAAAAACUCCCCAAAUCCCGCCGCCAUGUCGUGCUGCGGCCGCGGCCUCAAAAUCUGCCUCGUCGUCGCCUGCAUCCUCCUCCUCGUCAUCGCCGUGGCCCUAGUCGUCCUCUUCCUCGUGGUCCUCAAGCCCAAAGAGCCCAAAAUCACAACCAAGUCCGUGACACUGGACCGGAUCCAGUCCGCGAUCCUCCCCAGGCCCUUUCUCAACCUCACAUUGGGCCUCGUGGUUGAAGUCAAGAACCCAAACUACGGCAGCUUCCGCUACGACGACAGCAACGCUUACCUCGUCUACCGCGGCGACCUCGUCGGCGUGUCGCCGAUUCCGGCCGGUUACCAGAAGGCCCGGUCGACCCAGACGAUUCGGACCAACAUCACGCUGAUGGCGGGGGAGUUUUUGAAGGAUUUUGAAUUCUAUGGGGAUUUGCUGAAGGGGGUUUUGAAUUUCACGUCGACGUCGUCGCUUCACGGGAAGGCGUCGAUUUUCAAGGUGCUGAAGACGGAGGUUUCGAGCAAUUGUACGUGUGAGAUUUCGGUUCAUGUGGCUAGCCAGAAGACGGAGUCCAGUUGCAAAACUGUGGUCCGGCACUAGGUGGUGGGAGUUGGGGAAAAAAAGUGGAUUGAUUUGUAAGGAAUUUUAAAAAAGCUUUUUUUUUUUUGGUGAUUGGAAUUGUGUAGUUUUUUUUGUGGGAUUUGUGGGUUUAUUCUGUCUAUGAAAUUUCUUUCACGUUAUUGCUAAUUUUUUUUGGUUAUUGAAAUGUAGAGUUUUUCCGUUAUCGAUCGUGUUGCUUAUUCUAUAUUUGGAUUCGUAUUAAGUUGGGUAACCACAUGUAUGUUGUGGCUCAUGAUAGAAAAUUUCAAGCAUAGGUGUUUGAGCUUGAGAUAUGUCGAUUAUUGAUGAUUUUACCUAUCUCGAUCAUGUAUUAUAACUGAAUUAAGUGGCGAUUUGUUGUUAGAACCCACAUAUUGUAGAGGAAAUAUAUUUGGAUAAUUGGCUGGGUAUUGAGAAUUACUUAAAGCUUGUCGUCGAAGUCAAUUGAUCUCAAAGUGGCGAUAUGUUUAUAUUUGUUAGCAAUAUGAUAUUUUGAUCAGACUAUAAAGAAUCUUUGUGUGCUAAUUCGAGCUCUGUCCAACAAACUCCACUAAUGACGGACAUGCCCACAAGACGAAACAUAGAUAAAAUUAUCGGGGAUCAUCAUGAUCUACAUCUCGAAACUUAAGUCAUUUCGAAUUGAAGUACAAAGUAAAAUAACGAAAAUUCGUCCGAUUUAAGUGUUUGAGAAAGGAGAAGGGCUCGGACCCUUAACUUUGGACAAAAACGAUAGGGUAGGGCUUGGACCCUAAACCUCCUUAUGGGCCAGGUGGACUUCGAGUGAUAUUUUUCUCUGGGCUAUUCUAGUUUUGCCUGGUUCAUGAGUAGUUUGCCAGGAAAUAGUUGAUUCCUUCAUUAAAAAUUUGUGAAGGUACAAGAGAGUAUUCAAUUGAUGUGAUUGCAAUUUCAACCUCCAAACUGGCCCAUAUGGCUAUGAGGAAGAUGGAAUCCAGUAUGCUCUCCAGCUUUAUCCAUAAAAGCACACAUUAAGGGAUUUGUCCAUGUAACACAUUUACUCGUAUUACUUGUUAUAGUAAAGGAAGGCCAUUAAUACUGGUCAGAGCUCAUAAAACCCAAAUCCAUUGAUUAGGCUUUUAUUGAAUUGUACAAACAACGCCUCCUCCACAGCCUCUUUUUUUUUUUUUUUGUUUUUUUUUUUUUUGGGUUAUUGCAAGAGAACUCAAGCUAGAGUAGUUUUGGAGAAAAAUGGAAUAACCCAUUCAGAAUGUUUGAGCAAGCUUACCAUGGCUAAUGUUUAGGGAUCAGUGUCCUUAUUGGUUCGUAUUUGAUCUCUCGUACGAUUUUACAAGAGAACGGGACUAUGAUCAUGUAAUCAGUAUUAUCACAUUAUGAGAGGACAAUUUAGCGUGGAUUUGAGAAGCAUUGUUUGUAGGAUAGUUUAAAGAGUUGUUCCAUCAAUGAUUGGAAUGAUUUGUAAGGAUAUCCCUUUGUCAAUGGGAUAGAUUGUCCAGUUCCAUUGAAUUAUUUGAAGAUUCGAAAGAGUCAACUACUGAGAGAUUGAUUUUUUUUUAUAGAAAAUAUAGGACGUUAAUGAACUUUUAGGACAUUGUACUACGUAUAUCUCUUGGGAAACAAAUGUACUCGCUCAUAACCAUGCUCGUUUCCCUAUUUUCAGUUUGGUGAUUGCAAUGGAUGGUUAGAUGAUUUCUCUUCUUUUGUUUCAGACAUUAUUAUUCAUUUAUUUAAUUCAAUUUGAUACAUAGUAAAUUUAGUUCACAAGGUGCCCCUCUCUUUUUUCUAGACGAAAAAAAGGUUAGUUGAUCAUUAUCUUUUAUCUAAUGAUCAUAGGUGCAAUGUAAACUCUACCACAAUAACAAACCUAAGAAAAUCAAGAGCCCAUAUGAAAACUAGAAUGAGCCACAUAAAAUUCACAACGAACGACUAUUACAUGCAUUCUCCUCUGAAUUUCGAAGUUUUGUAAAAGACGUUCGUUUCAGUUUAUCAAUACAAACUAUCGAGAUCGGAACUAUUUUCUUUCUGAACUUCUCUUUCAUGUCAUAGGAUGCCAUUGUAUGUUACUACUGGCCAUGGUACUUAUAUGUUAGUAGCAACACUGACAUGUAGUUGAAGUAAGAGAAGAGUUGGCUGGGAAGAGUAUGCUUAUAAUUUGGUUUGGUUGGUCCAAAAGAUUCUGUGGCGAGCAAUCAUAUUGGAAGCCAGAAUGGCAUAGGGGCAGGAAGACGAUGUGGUUGGUAGGCAUAUUGAACACGCCAGCCAAUGCAAAUUGCAAAAGCGUGGCUACAAUUAAUGUUUCGCUGCUCUUAUAGGACAGUUUGGAAAAUAUGAUUGAACUUGGUAUGGCAUGAUGUAUUUCAAAAUGCAUGUAUUAGGAAAUAAUAAGAUAUACAAUUUGAUAUUAGGUUAAGAUUAAGUUGAAUUUUUUAAACCGAGCUCAUUUGGUGUUAUUUUGGACAUGCAUGUUCAUGUAUCACGUAUGUGUUGAUGAGAUGAGUUAAUUAAGUCUUACAAUUUUUUUAAAUUAAAUCCAAAUAAUUAUUACUUUUAAAGUGCAUCCAAAAUCACUAUAAGUAACAUUGGUUCGAUUGCAAUUCACAUGUGUUAUAUUGGUUCGUUUUAUAGAGAAUAUAUUGUACGUUAAAGAAUUGUCGGCAACUAACUAUCUACUUAUCUGAUUCAUUGAAUUCCAAAAUUGAAAAUAUACAUUCUACAAAUCACGCCAACUUGAAACCGCCCUCUAGUUUGAAACUGACAAUUUUUUUUCUUUGUGUCAGCCAAGACAAUGAACUGAAGUAAUGAAGUGAAGCAUGUUGUACUCUCCUUCGAGCAUGGCAGUUGAUGAAGUCCGAGGGAGAUAAAGAGGGGCGCUUCAUCAGAGUUUUUACUGUAAAUUUGAUAAAUCUGAUUUGAACAUAACUGAAAAUUGUUAAAAAUUUGAGGAUAUAUACAAAGAUUAUUUUCAUAUUAUUUUUAACUAUAUUUAAGCAUAGAUUGAAAUUGUCGUCCCCUACCCAACUCAUUACAGUUUGCUGACGGAAAUUCGAUGUCCUUGUUUGCAUCCUCGACAAAUCCGAAUUGAACAUGUAAUUUCACUUGGAUUACAUUGAGACAAAAACAUCCAUAAUAAUAUAAGUAAUCGGACCACCUACUUCUCCUUUUAGCAUCCGUUUUCCUUUGACAAAUACAUAAAAGAACUUGAA